AAGCGCAGGAGUUACUGCUACACCUCUUCCGGUAGCUCGAGAUAAAUGAUAUGAGCUCAGGCUAACUUCCCUGCUGAAGCGAAGACAGCAGCGGGGGCUGGGCAUUCAGCAUGGUGAAGGCAGCCAGCACCAGUGGAUUCUGAUGGAGAAAGCAGCCCAUGGGACAGUCCCUUAUCCAGCCGCCGGCUCCCUGUGACAAUGAAGGAGCAGAGCCAUAAUCUUAAUUAUUCCUGGGACAGCGACGCAGAAGAAUCCAUAGUGCCCAAAGCUGUACGAGACAAGGAUGCUCCAACUCCAAAGCUAAAUGGACCUAAGGCUGACCUCACUCCCUCAACCACAGAGAAGAAAAGUCACUCAAACACCAAGAAAUCAGCAAAGAAUGUGAAUCAAAGUCAAGACGGUGCUGAGUUCCAUGAUUUAAACAAGUCAGCAAAGUUGCCAAGAAUCCGAGAUAAAGCUGCACCCAGGAAACGUACAAAGGGAUCCACGUAUGCGGCAAACCUUACAGAUCAGGGUAAAGAGACCGCCUCCCAGGAUCAGCGCACUGACGAAUCACAAACGACGUGCCUGCAGGUGUAUGAUAGCCGCGUGUAUGAUAGUGUCCCCCCUGAUAUCACUCAGUUACCCACAGCAGCCGGGAACAGACAUAGCUCAGAAUUACAUAACAUGGAGCAGAAUCUGUCGGGAGAGAGUGAACAGAAAAAAAGCAGCUCCCAUUGUCUGGUGAAUAUGACUUGUCUGAACGAUACAGGGCAUCAAGAGACCUAUGCGCUUCCAAAAUACCUUUAUCAUGACCAGAAUAAGGAACCGCUUUAUAUGGAUCCUGAGAAAAACCCUCAAGUCAUCCUGAUGAAAGAGGUGCCACCGUAUAAGGACGAGCAGUACAUGUACGCGUUUCAUUAUGGGAAUGUGCAGUUUUACCUGGCAAGGAUGACUGAAAAUAAGACUUACACCGGGAAGCUGGCAGAUCGGGUAGAUAGAAUGAGCCUGCGCAUCUGGGGAGAAGUCUUUGGCGCUCUUCGUAUCUUGAUCAGCCCAUUCAUGUUUUUUGUUAAUGAACUGAGUGCCUUCCUGUUCACUUAUAUCUUCCAGGUCCUUGUUGUGGGGCUCUUAUCUACUCUUGGUGACCACGUUUUGAAGCCUCUGAUGGUGGCCCUUUUCAACAACAUCCUACAGCCCAUUUUUACAUUCUUGUUAAAUAUUAUGUCCAGCCUGCAAGCUCUGUUGGUGCCUUUAUGGAACUUAUUUAAUGGAUUUGCCCAAGUAUUGGCUACUGUGGUGCGCUCUUUCCGAUUGGUGGAAAUACACACAGGUCCCAUGAUCUAUUCCAAGCCUGUUAAGGAAGUAUGACCAAGAUGAUGUCCUGACAUUGUGGGCUGACUCCGUUCCUUCAAGAAUCCUCUGGGCAUGACCUUUUUACAAAUUGAAAGUUAUAUCAUAAUGCUGAAUCUCAAACUUAUUAUGUUAUUUUAUCCUAAAUUUUUUUUAUAAAUAUUUAAAAAAAAUAAAACACUGAUGGUGCAAGGCCAGUUUGGUUGGUCUUCUGACCAGUUUACAAUUGGCAGAGCACAUUCCACUUUGUUUUGAAUGGUCUUAGAUUACAUUACAGGUCUGAUAGGAAUACGUUCACAAAGCAUGAUAACCAGACUGAGGCAUAAAAAUCAAUUUUAAACAAAUUUAGUAACAACUCUCCUUUCAUGCGUCACUUAUCUCUUGUCCUUAUGACGUUUGUCUCUCUCAUUUUUAUCAUAUGCCCUGAUAACCGGUAUUUUACCAAAAUGUUAGAUUGUGAAACCGGGAACUGAGACUAUAACAUCAGAUAUCAAAGCUGACAAAACUUCAGUGUGCACUGUAUCAAUUAUAUAUAUAUUAUUAUUUUAUUUCUUAUAUAAAUACAAUUUUGCAAAAAAAACUCUUCGAUGGGAGAGAUCGUCCUCAGAUGUGUGUAUUGGGUUUUGUCCAACUAUGACUCAGUUGUUCAUUCAUAAUUUUAUAUGUUUGUAUUUUUUAUGCUAUUUGUAAUUUAUUCCAGUAAACAGUCUUUAAUACAAA
Molecule: messenger RNA, 2052 nt
Organism: Bombina bombina (fire-bellied toad)
Lineage: Eukaryota; Metazoa; Chordata; Amphibia; Anura; Bombinatoridae
Exons: 11
Coding region: 199-1350 (383 amino acids)
Source: RefSeq, a predicted model, not a curated record